CAGAUGCCCAUCUCAGGUGUCAACGCAACCAUAAAUGUUUCCAACACGUGAAAUGGAGAUAUUUGCUGUAUUGCAGUUUUCAGUGUUUAUUUUGUGUUAAGUUAAUUUAAAAACGAUUAUAAAUACAGUUUUCGAGUUUGAUAUACAUCAAGUGCAUUUUUAAACAUUUUAAACAUUUAUGUUCUUAACACAACCAAUCGCUAGAGCAAAGUUUACAAACUAAAGCUAAAUAUAGUCACGAUACGCUAGCGAAGGUUACGCAAGAAUCGAUUUUUAGGAAAAAUUUCCUUGAAGAUUGGAUUUACUGUAUCUAACAUGGACGAAAAUACUCUUGAUCUGCACGGGGAUGAAGAAAUAGUUGAAGUUAUCGACUUAAACGAGACGGAGCAAACUCCAGAUGAUUUGGCAGGUGAAUUUGAAGAUGUAGAUUUCGACGAAGCCGAGGGUGGAGAAGAAGACAACAAUGGAUGGGAGACCGAGGAUGAGGCUAUGGAGGCAGAACAAGAUGACAGCGAGCUCACCUUCUCCAAACACACUGGCUCCGUUUUCUGUGUGAGCUUGGAUCCAGCGACAAACAGUUUAGCAGUGACAGGUGGUGAGGAUGACAAAGCAUAUGUUUGGAAAGUCAACGAUGGAGAGGUGGUCUUUGAGUGCACAGGUCACAAAGACUCUGUCACUUGUGCUCUGUUCAGUCAUGACUCAACGUUGGUGGCUACUGGGGACAUGAGUGGUCUGAUCAAAGUGUGGAAGUUGGAAACUAAAGAGGAGAUCUGGUCUUUUGAAGUGGGAGACCUGGAGUGGAUGGAGUGGCACCCCUGUGCCCCCGUGCUGCUCGCAGGCACUGCGGAUGGUAGCGUGUGGAUGUGGAAGAUCCCUGCCGGGGACUGCAAGACAUUCCAAGGACCAGGAUGCCAGGCAACCUGUGGGAAGAUCUUGUCAGAUGGAAAGAGAGCUGUGGUCGGUUAUGAAGAUGGAAUUGUCCGAAUUUGGGACCUCAAACAGGGCAGCGCCACCCAUGUCAUUAAAGGUCAGGAUGGUCACCAGGGGGCGCUGACCUGCAUAGCGUGCAGCAAAGAUGGAAGUCUUGUUCUGACAGGUUCUGUUGACAGCAAGACCAAGCUCAUUAACACUGCAAAUGGAAAGGUCGUGGGCACCUUCUCCAUCGAGGACGCCCGGGCGAAGGGCUCGGCAGACGAGGGGGCGGAAUCCAACUCUGUGGAAUCAGUGGGCUUCUGUAACGUGCUCCCUCUGAUCGCGGCGGCCUACUUGGACGGGACUCUGGCCAUCUAUGACCUGUCCACGCAGAACCUGAGGCACAUGUGCCAACAUGAGGCUGGCAUCGUCCACCUGCAGUGGGAGGAUGGUUCCUCUAUGGUGUCCACCUGCAGUCUGGAUGGAGCGGUCAGGGUGUGGGACGCCCGUACUGGGACCCUGGUGUCUGAGUACCGGGGCCACACCGCUGAGAUACUGGACUUCACCUUGAACAGGGAGGCGUCCCUCGCAGUCACUGCAUCCGGUGAUCACCAGGCAAAAGUCUUCUGCCUGCAGAGACCGGAUCGGUAGGGGAGGGGAACGCCUUGGUGGUCAGACGGUGGAUCUGUGUGGCGACCACCAGCUAGAGAGCUGUCAUCAUCCACCCCCUCCCCCAGCAUCUAUCCAUCCUUUAUUUUACCCUCCACUUUGCAGGGGCACUUGUGAUUGGUAGUUAAAAGUUGGCCGUCUGUUUCAGUUUGACCAAAAAUCUGCCUGAUUAAAAUGACAGAACAGCAGUCCAGUACUAACAGGAAGCGAACAGAGAGGUGUGGACCUGACGAGGGUUCUGAUGGAUCUUUUGCGGUGGGCAGAGGGUCGAAUAGCUCCUGUUUGCAGGCCCUCCAUGCCUGUCCUCACAUUUGCAAUGACUUGUUUAAUAGGAGAAGAGUAAAAAUCAGUGACCCUGCCAACAGCCUGCCUGUGUAACAGUGAACACAGCUGCUAUUUUUAGUCUUAUACGUUUCCUGGGUUUUCUCUGUACACCUCAAUUCUGUAAAUAGGUCUGUACCCUGAAACGCGAUUAUUAAAGAGCUGAAACCUU
This is a messenger RNA of Brienomyrus brachyistius, 2074 nucleotides long. It is a transcript of the gene aamp, whose product is annotated as angio-associated, migratory cell protein. The coding region runs from base 316 to 1563 and encodes 415 amino acids. Gene Ontology annotation, molecular function: protein binding. The transcript has 11 exons. NCBI's taxonomy places the organism in Eukaryota, Metazoa, Chordata, Actinopteri, Osteoglossiformes, Mormyridae. Gene Ontology annotation, cellular component: cytosol. The record is from RefSeq and is a predicted model, not a curated record.